This is a messenger RNA of Pieris macdunnoughi, 729 nucleotides long. The record is from the annotation of a GenBank genome assembly. NCBI's taxonomy places the organism in Eukaryota, Metazoa, Arthropoda, Insecta, Lepidoptera, Pieridae.
AUGUUGGACAACUUUGCUAUCCUCUUUACUAAUAUGGGCUCUACUUUGCGUUAUACGACUGAUAUGUACAACACCUUACGGAGUUCAAUCCUUGAUACUGCCGCUAUAUAUAAAAAGUUAUUGGGUUCCGUCGAACAAUUUAACACAGCGGGAUACACAACUUCGAGCAACUUAACACAUGAAGGUCCACGGUCUCCUGAAGCAACACACUCUAAAGUAACAGCGAGUGCUUGUUCUAGUAAUCAAGAUCAACAUAGAAAUGAUGUUGGUAACAAAACGCCGAAAAACAACAAGUUGUACCGGUUCAUUCUACCACCGGAAUAUGAUGCUUAUGAUACAAGAUGGACAUUGAAGUAUCGAACAAAUCUGCCAGGACUCGCAGAACUUAUGCCCCAAAGUGGUGUUUACGUCAGCUACGGAGACCUCAAAUACUGUCAGCUAGUAUCGAAAGAUUGCAAAUCAUUAGCUCGUAGAUUAUUACCAUCAGUCUUCAACAGAAAAGCACUGAGUGUUUGUUCAUCAAUGAGUGAGAAAGCGCAGGCUUUUAAUAACGUCGACUCUACUAUAAGGCCAGAUUUAGAUGAUCAUGCGUGUUCGGUACUGUUAACUUUAGUUUUAGAGCAUGGACUCCAACGUGGUUGGAAUACUGAUCUAGAACCUAUCCUCAGAACCUUACACAGUAAGAUGCAAAAGAUUCGGUUCAAAUAUGGUGUAAUGGUUGAAUGUUAA